This is a messenger RNA of Sinocyclocheilus anshuiensis, 878 nucleotides long. Its product is annotated as interleukin-1 receptor accessory protein-like. The transcript has a single exon. Gene Ontology annotation, biological process: signal transduction. Bases 57 to 758 code for a protein of 233 amino acids. NCBI's taxonomy places the organism in Eukaryota, Metazoa, Chordata, Actinopteri, Cypriniformes, Cyprinidae. The record is from RefSeq and is a predicted model, not a curated record.
AUUUCUUUCAGAGGAAGUGUAAUCAGCGCCUGCUGUGUGUGUGUGUCUCAGAUCUGAUGGAGUCGGUCCUCAGGUCUAUGCAGGCGUGUCGGCGGCUGCUGGUGGUGCUGAGCUCGGACUGUCUGUGCGAGAAGAGCAUCAGUCUGCUGGAGUGUCGUCUGUGUUUGUACCUGCAUCACACGUCGCGCGCACCCCUCAUCACCGUGAGACGGCGCGCGCUCAGCGCCCCCUGCGGCGACAUCGCGGAGCUGCGCAACUACUCCACCUGCGUGCGCUGGCACGGCGCGCGCUCCGAGCGGACGGACUCGCGCUUCUGGAAGCUGCUGCGGCUCGCGCUGCCUCUGCGACCGCUCGCGCUCGGGAAAAGACUCAUCGAUAGCACCUCCUCCCACUCGGACCUGGCGUCCGUGGCCACGCGCUACACGCAAGCGCAGACGGUCUCGCUCAGUCGGCGUAACAAAGGGGGGCGGGGCGGAACGAGGCACCUGGGGGUACGCGACAGAAGUGGGCGUGGCUGUGAGCAAAAGGGGCGUAUCUGUGCAAUCUGCGUGAGUUUUCAGGAAAGUCGUCAAGUUUGGGGCGGAGUUAUCUCUACUCAGUGGAGCACACACCUGCAUCAGCCUGUAGCCAAUGGGACGAUACCUUACGGCAUGCAUAACUCCAGCACCGCACCUGGAAACGACCCCGGCAGCGACCUCUGCCCCUGUGAACCAAUCAACAACAACCAGACAAAUGAGCUUCAAACCACACACUGUUGACGCACACUGCUGGACAACCAGCCAGCGAAUAUCAUGAAUGAAAUGUGUAGCCUAAAUCACAAUAAUUAUCAGGUAAUAUGUAAAUAACGAACAUGAAUUCAAUAAAGUAAGCUAAAAACA